UAUGUUUUGAGACACUCAUGCUUUUCAAAGCGCCGUGAGCUGCUCCUCGCUGCUCAGUCUGACGGCCACAUCUCAUCGAUCAAGAACUGAUCAAUACUAAAAGUGAUCUAACUAUCGGAAACUAACUGGAGACUUUUUCCAGCAUGGAUCAAUCUGCGGACGGAAAUACAGAGAGCAAACAGAAUGCUGCGAAACCGCUUUAUCAGCGUUAUUUGGUGUCUUUUCCAGCCAUAGUGUGUUUAGUGUUAUCGCUGAGUUCAAUAUCGGUGUGUUUUCUCAUGACUUUCAAAACGCAUCGUCUGGAGAGCAGGCUGCGCGAGCUGGAGCUAAAGAUGAUUGACAUCUGUCAAGAAUCAUCCAAGGACGUCUCUGUUCCACUGGAAGCGCGGAAAUCCAUCGAAACACUCUUACAGGAGAGACUGAAUGAAGCGAUACCGAAGUUGCGUGUGGUGAGAGAUGUGACACAAGACUGCAACUGUCCUCCAGGUCCCCCGGGGAAACGUGGUCGGAUGGGCAGAACAGGCGACCCUGGUCCACCGGGCACACCUGGGCGAGACGGUUACCCGGGUCCACUCGGUCUGGAUGGCAAACCUGGUAUCCCUGGACCUAAAGGAAGCCAGGGGUUGCCAGGACCAAAAGGAGAUAAGGGUGAUCAAGGAGACACCGGGCCAAGGAUGGUCUUUCCUCGUUAUGAUCACAGCUAUAUCUCGGCCGAUCAGCCCACUUUCCAGAGGCGUAUGCUGAAGGGUGAUCAAGGACAAGCAGGCCCACCUGGACCUCCAGGCCCUCCUGGAGCACCCGGUGCAAGAGGACCCCCAGGAAACACAGGGAAGGAUGGUCCCCGCGGCCCACCUGGAGAACCAGGUGCUCCUGGACAAGAAGGAACGGAGGGACAUAGAGGUUUACCAGGAAAACCGGGUGAAGAUGGUGUUCAGGGUCACCCAGGAACACAGGGACCCCCAGGGCCAAAGGGUGAGCAGGGAGAGCCAGGUCCUCAGGGUGACCGAGGAACCGAUGGUCUGCCAGGCUUAAAGGGAGAUAAGGGAGAUGUUGGAGAACAAGGGUCCCAGGGUGAACCGGGCCGCCCUGGUGAGAAAGGCAUAUCAGCAUCCGGGGACAUCAUUGACUUCAAUGGCAAACUCUUAGAUGCCUUUCAGGCCAUCAAAACCAUCAGUGUCUCGGGACCACCUGGCCCUCCUGGACCCUCGGGACCGCCCGGAAAAGAAGGUGUAAAGGGUGAACUUGGUUUGCCUGGGCCUGCUGGGCUUGAUGGCAAAAAGGGUGAACGGGGAGACACUGGAGAGCCUGGUGAACCCGGAGAGAGGGGGGAAAAGGGAGAAAUGGGCCUCUCUGGUCCCUCUGGAAUGGAUGGGCAGAAAGGAGAGAAAGGAGACUCUAUACUAGAGGACAAUCUGGUUCAGAUGAUUUCACAACCUGGACCACCAGGGCCUCCAGGUCCACCAGGACCACCUGGAUACAUGGGUCAUCGUGGCUUGCCAGGCUCCAAAGGUGAUCCAGGGGAGAGUAUUAAAGGAGAGAAGGGAGAAAAUGGUGCUGCAGGAAUACAAGGCCUUCAUGGUCCUCAGGGGCCCCCUGGAGCAACAGGAUUAGUUGGUCUUCCCGGCACAAAGGGUGAAAAGGGAAAACCAGGGGAACCUGGAUUAGAUGGUUUUCCUGGCAUUAAGGGAGACAGGGGUGAUCGUGGAGAUAAAGGAGAGAAGGGAGAUCGCGGUCCUGUUGGAAAGAGAGGGCUAAAGGGAAAGAAAGGCGAACAGGGGCCGCCGGGUCUGGACCAGCCCUGUCCCGUGGGAACUGAUGGAUGUAAAAAAGAGGCAGUGGAAACGGGGCCGCCGGCCCCUGAGGCCCCCUGCCCACUGGGUCCCGAUGGACUUCCAAUACCAGGUUGCUGGCACAAGGAACAGGGAAUGCUUCAAAAACUCAAGAGGAAACGUCUCUCCCAGCCUUGAUGUUCUUCAAGAACCCAAUGAGUUUAAAUGACUUUACUGUCCCUCAAGUGACGCCAUCUCAAUAAUACUGGUUAAUAUUGACGGUCCUCAAUACGCAGGUCAAACGAGGGUGCAAACAGUCCUCACUAUGGUCAAUAUUUUUCAUGGAGGAACAUAAUUGAGCUCUUGGAGAGAUGAGAGAUCAGGGAUUUGCCUCAUGGAUGCAGCUGCUCCAUAGGACAGCAACAGCAGCCUAACAUAAGAGGCUUUGGCAUGGAGAUGAUACCGAACAGAUCAUUAUUUUGAGAAUAUUAAUGAACAGUCAAGAUUUAUUUCUUAUGUGUUACUGUUUAAUGCUUGGAUUUUUGUAGUUUUUAACCCGCAAGCAAAAACACAAAGCAUCAGGAAUCGAUGCCCAAAGACAUUUGGAUGGUGAGCAUUUACUUAUUAAUGCAUAAUUGACCAUAAAAUAAUACAAUUAAUACUACAUCUGUUUUAAAUCAGCGCAGCAAAAUAGUGAGCAAGAAUAGUGUGUUAUAUUGUACCUGUUUAUUUUGUUUUCUUUAAUACUACUUUCUUUAAUACUAAGUUUUGUUGCUCACAUUUGUUGUGAUACUUUAUAUGAGAUACAGUAUAUGUUGACUCUGACUACUUGUCUUUGUUUUUAACAUCACAAUCCUUGAUACAUAUUCCAUAGUGUUGAUCAUAAUAAUUUAUGAUAUAUACUGAUGUGCUUUUUACAGAUGGCUGAAACUGGAGGUGUUUUCAUGACCUCAGUUCAGCCAUUGCAAGGACUCAAGUUUAAGGCUGUUUUUUUAUUUUUUUUUAUUUGACAAAGUAUUGCUCUAUGAUCUUUCAUAGCAUGAAGGCAAAGAAAACAUUAGAGAUUCCAUUUUAUCAAUCUCAUUUUCUUUCUUUGGUUUUC
Molecule: messenger RNA, 2871 nt
Organism: Carassius carassius (crucian carp)
Lineage: Eukaryota; Metazoa; Chordata; Actinopteri; Cypriniformes; Cyprinidae
Product: collagen alpha-1(XXIII) chain-like
Exons: 32
Coding region: 144-1967 (607 amino acids)
Source: RefSeq, a predicted model, not a curated record